This is a messenger RNA of Coccinella septempunctata (seven-spotted ladybird), 987 nucleotides long. RefSeq lists its product as uncharacterized. The record is from RefSeq and is a predicted model, not a curated record. The transcript has a single exon. Lineage: Eukaryota; Metazoa; Arthropoda; Insecta; Coleoptera; Coccinellidae. The coding region runs from base 1 to 987 and encodes 328 amino acids.
AUGAAUGACUUGGUGAUAACAGUUGUGUCCCAACUACCCUUUCCUGUGCCUUUUGUCAAGUUCUAUGUUGAUGACUCUGUAAUGGCUUUACCAUUUGACAUGAUUGAUGAAACGGUAAAAAUUUUCAAUAGCUACCAUGACAAGAUACAGUUCACGUUUGAAGUUGAAGCUGGAGGUUCUUUACCCUUUUUGGACGUCUGCUUACACCGUACGGAAGAACAAAAAAUCAUAACGAAUUGGUAUACUAAACCCACCAGCUCAGGUAUCAUACUUAACUAUUUAUCAAACUAUGCUACCAGCUAUAAGAUCAGUGCUAUUAACAACUUACUUCACAGAGCAAUCAACUUGAGCAGCCCCGUGUAUCAUGACCUAAACAUAAGAAAAGUGAAACACAUAUUACGAGAUAAUAAAUACCCCAAACCUUUCGUUGAUAGAAUUGUUUCAGAACUUCUACGUAAACGAAACAAUGACAAAACUGUCAAUACAACCACAAUGAGUAAAGCUUACUUCAAAGUUCCGUAUGUCCCAGAACUGUCCCAAAAAAUCAAAAGAACCCUUAAAACGGAAAAUAGUGAGCUGAUGUUUUACAACAUGAAAACAGUUGGGUCGUUAUACAGCAAAAUAAAAGAUCCAAUAAAUAAAGAUCAUAGAUCAGGAGUGAUAUAUGGGAUUCCAUGUUUGGAUUGUGAUAAAAUGUAUAUAGGACAGACGAGACAGUAUUUACAAAAUAGGAUUAAACAACAUGCAUACGAUGUCAGAGAUGUGAAAAAUAGAGAAAGGACAGCCUUGUGUUCACAUUUUUUCAAAGACGAUCACAGGUUCGAUUUUUCGAAUGUAAAAAUAUUAGACAAUGAACAACAUUUUAGAAAAAGGAACAUUUUAGAAAUGAUACAUAUAAACAUUAACAACACUGUUAAUUUUAAAUCUGAUACUGAACAUUUAAGCAAACUUUACAAUCCUGUCUUGACCAAAUAUGUGCAUUUAUAG